Molecule: messenger RNA, 2025 nt
Organism: Coregonus clupeaformis (lake whitefish)
Lineage: Eukaryota; Metazoa; Chordata; Actinopteri; Salmoniformes; Salmonidae
Gene: znf622
Product: zinc finger protein 622
Exons: 8
Coding region: 92-1600 (502 amino acids)
Biological process (GO): ribosomal large subunit biogenesis
Cellular component (GO): preribosome, large subunit precursor
Molecular function (GO): zinc ion binding; nucleic acid binding
Source: RefSeq, a predicted model, not a curated record
GUUGAUACGCACGUGUGGAGGAAGAAAAGUUUGCAGUCAUUGGUAUAAACACGUCGUUAGCUAGCACAUUUUAUGCAAAGAGGGCUUUUAAAUGGUUGACUUUAGAAUGAAUCUUCCUGUUAACUACGACGACGAACCUUCUGUGGCAGCCUUUCCUGCCCCCACAAAAGUUCAUGCUACCACCAUGUCCUCCUACACCUGCAUCAGCUGUCGUGUGGCCUUUGCAGAUGGCGAGGUCCAGCGUGCCCACUACAAAACCGACUGGCACCGUUACAACCUGAAACGCAAAGUUGCAGACAUGCCCCCUGUGACCGCAGAGAACUUCCAGGAGCGUGUGCUAGCGCAGCGGGCCACCGCCGAACAACAGGAGACUGGCGCCACUGUCAGUGAGGGCUGUGCCACGUGCAACAAAAAGUUUUCCAGCUCCAAUGCCUAUCAGAACCACCUGCAGUCCCACAAGCACCAGCAGGCGGAGAAGCAGGCCUUGCUGGCAGCCCAGAGGAAAGUGGAGAGGAUGAAUGAGAAAAACCUGGAGAAGGGCCUCGGGGACGACUGCAAAGUGGACCACAAUGCCAAGAACGAAGCACUGCAGCAGGCCCUAAAGCCACCGCAGCGGCCCAAUCCGGAAAAGGAACAGGCUUCCGGGGCGGAGGGGCCAGCAGCGGAUAAGGCCAAGCUGGAGAAACCGCCCAGGCUGCAGUGGUUUGAGGGGCAGGCGAAGAAGAUGGAGGGAGAGGAAUUGGCCACAGCAGAGGAAGAAGAGUGGGAGGAUGUGGAUGGCGAGGGCGACGAUGACAUGGAUGAUGAUGACUUCGAUGAAGAUGCUGACGAAGCCAUGGAGCACGAGGAAGGGGAUGGUGCUGCUUCGGCCUCCCACCCCCCUGCCUUUCUACCAGGGGCCAUCCCUGCCACGGACUGUUUGUUCUGCCCCCACCACUCUCACUCACUACUCAAGAACCUGGCUCACAUGACCAAAGUGCACAGCUUCUUCCUGCCUGACCUGGAAUUCCUAAUCGACCUCAAGGGACUAAUUUGCUACCUGGGAGAGAAAGUGGGCGCUGGUAAGGUGUGUCUGUGGUGUAAUGAGAAAGGCCGAUCCUUCUACUCCACUGAGGCCGUACAGGGCCACAUGACCGACAAAAGCCACUGCAAGCUCUUCACCGACGGAGACGCGUCACUGGAGUUUGCCGACUUCUACGACUUCAGGACAAGUUAUCCUGACCAGAAAGAGGGAGAGGAUGCUGAGAUGGAGGAUGAAGCAUUGCCAGACGGGAAGAACAUAGACUACGAUGACGAUACGCUUGAGCUCACCCUUCCCUCAGGUGCUAAGAUCGGCCACCGCUCUCUGAUGCGAUACUACAAGCAGCGUUUCGGUGCACCCAAGACUGUGGCAUUGGCCCACAACAGGAACGCAGUGGGUCGGGUACUCAGGCAGUACAAGGCCCUGGGCUGGGGCGGAGAUAUGGGUAAAAACUCUUUCCAUCAGAACCAGAAGGACAUGAAGUUUGUCCAGAAGAUGAAGUCGAGGUGGAUGCUGAAGAUAGGCAUGAGCAACAACUCCAACAAACAGACCCACUUCAGGCUCCAAGUCAUGUUCUAGUCCCCAGACAGAAAAUGCAGUGUCAGAUCCCAAUAUACCUGACUCAUAUCAUUGGACAGUCCCUAAACCUUUUACGGCUAACCUCUUUUACCCCAUUCAAAGAUGUCUGUUGUAAACAUUCAGUACUCAUUGUUAUAUCUACUGUAUAUCUCAAAGGACUUCACCAUGACAUAAUUAUGUUCAGAGCUGUUAAUAUCUACUGGAAAAUGCAUGUAUUUCAUAUUCUAUUCAUGAUCUGAGGUUGAGGACAAAAUACUGAGUUACUGCUUUGUAUUUUGACAAAGAUGGCUGUAUAUUUCACAUCCUCAUGAAAUUCUGACCAAGAUAAUUAUUUUCUCAAUCUAAUUCCAUACUGUAAUUCCACCAAAUAAUUGUUUAUAAAAUACAAUUGAGGUUGAGUAAUAAACGUGAAUAAUUAAUUGUUA